UAUUGCAGCCCUGGCAAACUCACAGCUGUUGCGUGCCAUGCUGCAAUUUGUUUAAUGUUUACAAGAAACCCGAGUUUCUCGCAAUUUGUGAAGCAAAGUGCAGUUACGCGUUAAAUAUCAAUACAGAAAAACGCAUAAGAGAUACGCUCAACACGCAACCGGAAAUGGUAAAUGAAAUCCAUGAGCCCAAGCUGGCUGGCUAUGAUUUCUAUCACCGGGUGUUGGGCUCACCACGCUAUGUGGUUGCUCCAAUGGUGGAUCAAAGUGAAUUGGCCUGGCGUAUGCUCUGCCGGCGUUACGGGGCACAGCUCUGCUAUUCACCCAUGUAUCAUGCGAAUCUGUUUGCCACCGAUCUGAAGUAUCGCAAGGAUGCCCUGCAAACCUGUCCCGAGGAUCGACCAUUGAUUAUACAAUUCUGCGGUAACGAUCCACAGCAAAUAUUGGAGGCUGCUUUAGCUGCACAAGAUCAUUGCGAUGCUGUGGACAUCAAUCUAGGCUGUCCACAGGCGAUUGCCAAGCGUGGACACUACGGCUCCUUUCUGCAGGACGAAUGGGAGCUGCUCACAGACAUUGUGCGAACGCUGCAUGAGAAACUCUCUGUGCCGGUGACUUGUAAAAUACGCCGAUUCGAGGAUCGCGAGAAGACAAUUCAAUAUGCCAAAAUGCUGGAGGCUGCCGGCUGUCAGUUGCUGACCAUCCACGGACGGACUCGUGAGCAGAAAGGACCUCUGACAGGCAUUGCUGAUUGGAGCUACAUCAAGGAUGUGCGAGAGCAUAUUAAGAUACCCAUGUUUGCCAAUGGCAAUAUUUUGGGCUUGGAUGAUGUGCAUCGCUGUCUGGACGAGACGGGCGUUGAUGGGGUAAUGAGCGCUGAGGGCAAUCUGCAUAAUCCAGCAAUCUUUCAGGGCAUUGCACCACCUGUCUGGCAAAUGGCCAAGGAGUACUUAGAAUUCGUUGAUCAAUAUCCCUGUCCCACGUCUUAUAUACGCGGACAUCUCUUCAAGCUGUUUCAUCAUAUCAUGAAUAUACGUUCCAAUUCCCAAUUGAGGGAACAGCUGGCAACAGGCAAUCAGCUCACUCAAUUCCAUGCCGUUGUGGCCAAGGUGCAGGAGAAAUAUGAGCCAUAUCAUACGGGAAUGGCAAAAUAUGAACCGGAAGAAAUGGAACUGAAUAUGAGUGCGGGGGGAAUAGAAGAGUUGCCCAUGCUGCAGCCAUGGUUGUGCCAGCCCUAUAUCCGCGCCUCACCUGAAUCACAUCGCCAGAAAAUCGCUGAAAAACAACGCGAAGCCGUCGAUCCGAAUCGCAUCAAGCGACAAUAUUUUGACAAUGCUGGCAAUGAAAUAUCCAGGAAGCGCAUGAAGAAGCUGAGACGUCGCCAGCGACGCCCUAUCAAAACGGAUGCACAGUGCCAGCUGCGCCACGAACGACACCUCGAAUAUUGCGAGCAGUGCGCCAAUCCACUGGGCUCCAAGUGUGAAUUUCGUCUGUGCCGAAUUUGCUGCCGAGACAAAUGCUAUGCGGAUGAUUGUGAUUGUCCCGGACAUGGCAUACUCAUCAAAUCACGACGCGCCAAGGCUAAGCAGUUCGAAGCCCAUUGCAAGCAAGAAAAUAACAAUGAUUCCGUCUCCAUUGUUUCAGCUGCGAGUCCAACAAUAAUGGAAAGUGACGACCCACCAUUAGCUGAUAGUGUUUCUUGAUAUCGGAAUAGGGAUCGUAGUGAAUUUGUACUGUCUAAUGUAGGAAAUUAUGCGUGCUCUUGUUCCUAUGCCUUGCUGUGCACAUAAAAAUACAAAAACAUAACAAAAAACAAAACCAAAAACAAAAUAUUAAAAGUUUCUCAUUCAUUCAAAAAGUACUUAAACAAGUACUUAGUUAAACUGGCAUUCAUUUAUAAUUAAAUUGUUUCAUUCAUUUAGUCAUUCUUCAUUAUAAUGUUUUAUUGCAAUUCUCAUAUUGUGUUUAUUUUAACUUGAACUAAUCGUAUCGCCGGUACUUUCGUUAAAUUUGAAUUCUGCUCAGUAUACAUUAAUUAGUAUUUUUAUUUAUUAUCUUCGUUAUUUCAUGAAAUAUUUUAGUACAUAGUAUUUUUAGUAUUUUUCGAUAAUUUACCGAUAACGUAAUACAAAUCACCUCUGUUAAAUAAUCAGUGGUUCAGGCUCGUGAACCAAUUCCGACUGAACAAUUUUGUAUUCAAUCAAUCAACACAUCUGUGUCAAGACAAAAAAAAAUAACAAAUGAAUUUAUUCAUUAAAUUGUAACCAAUUUUAAAUAAUAAUCAAAAACGGCAAUAGAGCUAGCGACAAAUCCUGCUAUUGAGUGAUUCCAAAUAACGUGCAGCAUAAGCUAGUUUUACUUUUCUUUACGUGGAACUGGACUUGGCAUUUGCUGCUGAGAAACGCAAAAUAAAUGCAAAGAAUUUUCAAAUGGAUGCAAAUAAGAGCUUCAAAUGCAACGAGCCCGGCUGUGGUAAGGCUUUCUGGUAUAAGGCGGCAUUGAAACGACAUUUAAACACGCACAAGGAGAACGAUCCCGAUGCACCCAUUGUUUCGUGGGGCUGCAACAAUUGCACGAAAAUGUUCACAACAGUCGAAUCGCUCCGACGGCAUUUCAAAACUGCCCAUGGCUCUGUCAAUGUCUAUCCCUGUCAAUAUGAAGGCUGCAACCAGAUGUUUCAGCGCAAGGAUAAUUUGACGCGUCAUACGGCCUCGCAUGAAGACAAUAAGCAUUGUUGCGACACCUGCGGAAAGUCCUUUGCCCGCAAGGACGCACUGACAAGGCACAAAGUCAUUCAUACACGGAAGGCCCAAGCAGCCGAAAGUACAUCGAAGCAAAACCAAACUAGAUUAAACUCUGUUCUCGCCAAGCACAGAUCUGUGGGCUCUUCGGUCUGAGAGUAAAAAGAAGCAAGUUGGCAAAAGGCGUUAGAAAUUAAGAAGGCUAAACAGCAUUUGAAAUACAAAUUUCUUACCAUAAAAUUGAAGCUUUGGGUAAAUAUGCUCAAUAAAAAAAGAAAUAAAAGAGAUAAUAUAUAAAAAUUUCUUAACCAUUGUAAAAAUGCAUGUUCUUAUCGUUAAGUUCAACUUUAUAAAUCAUAUUUAAAUUGUAA
Drosophila mojavensis is the source of this 3106-nucleotide messenger RNA. It is a transcript of the gene Dus1, whose product is annotated as tRNA-dihydrouridine(16/17) synthase [NAD(P)(+)]-like. The transcript is spliced from 8 exons. NCBI's taxonomy places the organism in Eukaryota, Metazoa, Arthropoda, Insecta, Diptera, Drosophilidae. The record is from RefSeq and is a predicted model, not a curated record. Gene Ontology annotation, biological process: tRNA processing. Bases 165 to 1697 code for a protein of 510 amino acids. Gene Ontology annotation, molecular function: tRNA dihydrouridine synthase activity; flavin adenine dinucleotide binding.